UAAUAGUGAAGUCUGCACUACAACAAAAACAAUCUUUUACGGUACAUGUCGUGAAAAGAGACUAAUUAUUUGAUUUUGGUUUAUUUCUUUUUCUCGCCACUGAUGGGAUCUCUCCACUUCCCGUAAGUUUCAAUGAACCCUAACCUUCUAAUCCGGACUUCUGACUAUUUGGUAUUAUAUUUGUUUGUUUGGAUUUUUGGCGAUUUUGGUUAAGAUCAGUUUCUGGAUAUUGCUUUAAUUUCCAAGUUCUGGUCAUUUUUUACUGGGAUUAGCAUCUGGGAAAAGAAAAAUUCAUAUGUAUUUUUUGAUUUUUGAUUGCGAGCUGCUGAACGUGGCGCUUCUGGUGCAAUUAUCCCAUAAGUUCUGUGCAAGUCCUAUUGGGCAAGUUUCAAACGUCCUGAAAACUCAGGGGGCACAAUUAAUAUUCCUAGUGGUCCUGUUACACGCUGCAGCAUUUUUUUUUUUUUUUGGUUACUGGAUUUCAAAAAUAUCAUUUGGUGAAUCAACUUCUCGUACCAUUUCUAUAGAAUGUGGAAUGCAGGUGAAAAGCGAGAUUCCUAGUAUGUUUAAAGCCUUCCGUUUUCAGCAGCAUCGUUGGUUUUGUGGUCCUGCCAAUUUAUUCAGAAAAAUGGUUAUGGAAAUUGCCAAGAAUAAGAAAGUAUCUCUAUGGAAGAAGUUUUAUGUAAUAUACAACUUCUUUGUAAGGAAGAUCAUUGCUCACACGUUCACUUUCAUCUCCUACUAUGUUGUACUCCCAUUGACAAUUUUGGUACCUGAAGUUGAUGUUCUGAAAUGGGGAGCCAUUUAUAUUCCUUGCAUCAUCACAGCUCUAAACUCAGUCGGAACUCCAAGGUCUUUUCAUUUAUUGUUUUAUUGGGUCUUGUUUGAGAACGUGAUGUCUUUUCACUGUAACAAGGCCACCAUCAUGGAUCUGCUCGAGGCUAAGAGAGCUAACGAAUGGGUUGUUACUGAAAAACUCGCAGAUGCUCUCAAGAACAAGUCCAAUGCCAAACCAGCAGAUUUACUACGAAAUUUACGUGUAGAAUGUAUAUAUAUAAAAUUUGUUUUAUAUAUAAACAAGUGCCGAGGGCUGGUGGACAUAUAUAAAAUCUAUUUAUAUAUGAUUAAUGUGUAUCUUUUUCUUUUGUAAUUAUUAUGGGUUUGUUGAUGACCAAAUAGACAAAUAUUUUUAAAAAACUAAAUUAACAUUUACGGUGUGCGUGUGCACGCCGUAAAAAGUGUAAACUCACUAUUUACGGCAGUGCAUGUAAAAAGUGUAAACUCACUAUUUACGCUGCCGUAAAUAGUGAGUUUACACUAUUUACGGUGUGCACAUGCACGCUCUAAAUGUUAAGCUUUUACGGCAUGCUUGUAAACUCCGUAAAAAAGUUAUUAAUGGCG
Olea europaea var. sylvestris is the source of this 1401-nucleotide messenger RNA. Its product is annotated as glucomannan 4-beta-mannosyltransferase 1-like. The transcript is spliced from 5 exons. Lineage: Eukaryota; Viridiplantae; Streptophyta; Magnoliopsida; Lamiales; Oleaceae. The coding region runs from base 296 to 1150 and encodes 284 amino acids. The record is from RefSeq and is a predicted model, not a curated record. Gene Ontology annotation, cellular component: Golgi apparatus. Gene Ontology annotation, molecular function: mannan synthase activity.